This is a messenger RNA of Paramecium pentaurelia, 1846 nucleotides long. The record is from the annotation of a GenBank genome assembly. NCBI's taxonomy places the organism in Eukaryota, Ciliophora, Oligohymenophorea, Peniculida, Parameciidae.
AAUGAAACCAUCAAGACCACCAAUUUGUACAAUUCCAAACCAAAUUAUUGUUUAUGAUCAAAGACUACCAAGACCUAACUCUACUAAGAAUGCACCUGAUACUAGAUAAGUUAUUAGAUGUUUAUCAUCAAAUCAUGAGACACAACCUAUGACCUAUACCUACUUUCCUACAUAACCAAGGUAUUUAAUAUUAUUUAUCUUAGAGCUUAAAGUCCAACUGCUAUCACAAGAAUCCCUCAUCAAGAACAUAUUCAUGUGAAUUAAUUUCAAAAUUUACCUAUUAAUAGUGAUCCUAUUCAACAUAAAAAAGCCACAAGUGUUGAAUAUGUUCCUAUUUAAUAAGAGCAACAUUAAAAAUAUAUUGAAGAAAUCAAUUAAAAAAAUUAAGCUAUUAUUGAAUUGUAAGAAUAGAUAUCUGAAUUGCAAAAUAAGCUAUCAGAAAAAAUUCAAGAUUACACUGUAUUAAAGUAAAAAUUUGAUAUAGAAUUCAAAAAGUUUUAAGAGGAAAUUUAACUACAAAUCAAAGGAAUAGAUUUAAAUAUUUAACUUAAUGAAUACACUUCAUAUUUUAUGUAAGAAAUAGAUAGAAAAGUUCUCAAUUUAUAAAGUAAUAUCAAUUCCUAAAUUGAUGAAAUGAAAGUAGAUAUGGAAAAUAAAUUAAAAUAAAAUGAACAUUUUUCAAAAAACUUAUUAUCAAAUACAACAAUUAGAUUAAAUUAGGAUGAAUAACAUUUUCAAUAGGAACUUUCAAUUUUAUAAAAAAAGUUAGAAUAAAAAGUGGAUAAAAAUAUGGCUGAACAAAUUAUUGCCUAAUCAAUUUCAAAUUUAUAAUAAUAAUACUAAACUUAAUUAUCAUAGGCUCAUUAAAUAAUUGAUAAAAUCAAUUCAGAUAAAAGUGAGGAAAUCAAUAAAAUUAAAAUAAUUAUUAAUAAUUCAUUACUUCAGGUAAAUCAAUAAGCAUAAAGUUAAAUAUAAGAAAUUUUAGAAAUGGUAUAAGAUAAUUCUUAAAGUUAAUAAAUUGCAAAAUAACAUUCUUAAUAAAUCAAAUAAUAAUAUAAUUCUCUAGUUUCUAAAUUUUUUUAAAUUCAAUAAUAAUUCACAUUAAAAGUUUAAGAAAAAGAUGAAAAAUUAUAAAUAAUCUCUAAAUAAAAUGAUGAACUUAAAAAAGAAAUUUAAGAUUCUUAAUUAAUUAUUUAAAAAUAAUAAUAAGAACUAUAUAAAAUAUCUUCGAAUAAUAAAUUUUUAAAAUCUCCUUAUGUACAAUAAAUAUUGUCUCCAAAAAAUAUAAAAUCAAAUAGUUUUUACACUAAUUCAACAAGUGCUGGAUUAAAUUUCACUAAAAAUAGACCUUUGAGUGUUUCCAAAAAAUCUAAAAAAUAACCUAAUUCAAAUCCUUUUGAAAUUAGUAUUGAAGAUUUUGCUGAUUUUAAUGAAAACUCAAUUUUAGAUUCUAAUUAAAGUAUUGAAUUAUUAACUCAAAAUGGAAAAUCAAGUUUAAUUUAAUCACCUAAAAAUCCUUUUAAAUCAUCAUAAUUAAUGAAUAUUAAUAGAUUUUUAAAUGAGAAUAAUACUAAAAGUUCAUUUAUUGAAAGUGCUAUAAAGAAAUAAUAAGAAAAUAUACCACCUUUACAUUAAGCAAUUAAACGAAGUAAUUUAUAUUAUAUUUAUCAUAGGAUUGCUCUAUUUAGGUAAACAAUAAAAGACUCUUCUUUGUACAUAUUCUGGAGAGUAAUUAUGUGAUGCAGAAAUGGGUAUGUAACUCUUAGAUGAUAAUGGUAAACCAUUCAUAAUCAAUGAAGAUGAAAAAAAUGAGCUAAUAGCAAAAUAACUUAUAUAACUAAUUUGA